Cicer arietinum (chickpea) is the source of this 3236-nucleotide messenger RNA. Its product is annotated as serine/threonine-protein kinase/endoribonuclease IRE1a. Gene Ontology annotation, biological process: IRE1-mediated unfolded protein response; protein phosphorylation; intrinsic apoptotic signaling pathway in response to endoplasmic reticulum stress. NCBI's taxonomy places the organism in Eukaryota, Viridiplantae, Streptophyta, Magnoliopsida, Fabales, Fabaceae. Gene Ontology annotation, cellular component: IRE1-TRAF2-ASK1 complex. The record is from RefSeq and is a predicted model, not a curated record. Gene Ontology annotation, molecular function: RNA endonuclease activity; ATP binding; protein serine/threonine kinase activity.
ACAACCCCGCAUUAAGACAUCAUCACACCAGAAAAAAAAAUGCUUCUAAUUUAAUUUCCAAUUCCAAACAGCGCAUAACAUGAAACUCUGCGUUUCAAUCUUCUUCUUCUUCUUGUUCUUCAUUUUCUUCAGCUGCAUCGUUGAUGUAUCAUUCUCACAAUCACAACUUUCCCUUCUUCAAAACGGAAACGCUUUCUCAUCGUCACUUGUUCCUAAUCCGUUGGACACAAAACCCGCUACGGCACUCGUCGCUGCCCUAGACGGUACUAUUUAUCUUGUUGAAAGUUCUUCUGGGAGGGUAAUUUGGUCUUUUUCAACUGGAUCGCCAAUCUACCAUUCCUUUCAAGCAUCUCUUAAAACUCCUUCAUCUGGAAUCAUCGAAUGUGGAGAUGACUGGGAAUUGAUCUUUCACGAUACACACUUUGGUAAAACGAAACUCAAGGAAUCUGUUGCUGAUUAUGUUGCUUUUACACCUAUUGUGUCAAAAGAUGGAGCGGUUAUACUUGGAUCCAAAAAGAGCACUGUAUUUGAAGUGGAUGCUAAAACUGGAAAGCUACUUAGAAGCUAUGGUGCUGCUGAUUUUCAUAAUGCUUCUACUACUUCAGUGUGGAGUGGGGACAGGGACGGGCAGGGUGUUACUGAUUCCUUACAUGCAACUAAUAAUGAGCUUGCUGAUCCGGCAAAGCUGAAUUUACCAGAGUUCUUGCUCCAGAUAGUUAGGACUGAUUACUUUUUACAGUCUGUCGGUCCUGGUUCAGGAAUAGUGUUGUGGACUAUGUCAGUAGCUGAAUUUGAGGCUGUAUUAUUUUGCCGACAUAAUGAAAAUCCUACCUUGACGGCUUUUCUUGAUGCAGAAGGUGAGUAUGCUUCUGGUGUUGACAGUGGCUUGGAUUUCGCUAUGCCGUAUGCAUGUCCUGACAGAAAACUCAAAGAAGUCUAUCGCCAGCGAAAGAAUUUUCUGUUUGAACCUGCUAACUUUGAAAAAUUAUCUGAUGUUGGUGCUUAUCAAGAAAACGGCAUACUCCCAAUGCCAGCUUCAAAUCUGAUGCUACCAUCACAACCUAGUAGUGAUAGAUUCUUCCCUAGUCAUGAUGGUAAUAUGAUGCUUCCUUUGCCUGUGCCUGUGGCAAAUUCUUUGCAGCCAAAAAUCAGCUUCUAUGAUAGUAAUGAUAAUGCUGCUGUGCUCCCUCAGCCUCUUAUGGAGAUCGCUGCACCAAGGGAAGUUGAUCUGAACAGGGUGAUUGAAUUGUCCAUGUCUUUAUUAGUUAUAUUAUCUGUAGCCUUUCUUUUGAUAUUGUACCAAAAUCGAUCUACAAACAAAGUUGCAACAAAGGUCAAAAUCAGUGAUUCCGAUUUGAAAAGCUCACCUUCUAAGAAAAAGAGAGCACGUAAGUCAGGAAAAAAUAAUGUCACUCAUCUGUCUUCAAUUGAGGAGAAUAUACGACUACAUAUGGAAGCAGAAAAUGAAGCACGGUUGCACUAUAAUAAAGAUAAUGGACGCAGGAUUGGUAAACUUCAUGUAUCAAAUAAAGAAAUUGCAAAGGGAAGUAAUGGUACCAUUGUCCUUGAGGGGAUAUAUGAAGGUCGGGCAGUUGCUGUCAAACGCCUUGUUCAGGCUCAUCAUGAUGUAGCUCAUAAAGAAAUAAAAAAUCUCAUUGCUUCUGACUUUCAUCCAAAUAUUGUCCGAUGGUAUGGCGUCGAAUACGAUCACGAUUUUGUUUACCUUGCUCUGGAGCGUUGCACAUGCAACUUGGAUGAUUUGAUUAAUAUUUAUUCAGAUAUGUCAGAAAAUUCACUGUUAGGCAAGGAUCAAGCUUUUGAAUUUUUUAAGCAGGCCCAAAUAGAGACACAGAGGGAUGAUAUGCAGUGUCUUUGGAAAACAAAUGGUUUUCCAUCUCCUCUAUUGCUAAAGCUGAUGAGGGACGUGGUUUCUGGGCUUGUUCAUUUGCACGAACUAGGAAUAAUACAUCGGGAUUUGAAACCCCAAAAUGUUUUGAUAAUCAAGGAAAGAUCAUUAUGUGCCAAGCUUUCUGAUAUGGGGAUUAGCAAACGACUUCUUGAAGAUAUGUCUUCUUUGGGCUAUAGUUCUACUGGCUGUGGCAGUUCGGGUUGGCAAGCGCCAGAGCAGCUUGUUCAGGGACGUCAAACACGAGCUGUAGAUUUGUUUAGCUUAGGUUGUGUGCUCUUUUUCUGUAUGACGGCAGGGAGACAUCCAUUUGGAGAACGUCUUGAGCGUGAUGUCAAUAUUGUGAAAAAUCAAAAAGAUCUUUUCUUAGUGGAGUUCCUUCCUGAAGCUGAAGAUCUUAUUUCUUGUUUAUUAGAUCCUGACCCCAAUCUAAGGCCAAAGGCGAUUGAAGUAUUGCACCAUCCUCUAUUUUGGAGUUCUGAGAUGAGACUUUCAUUUCUUCGUGACGUUAGUGACAGGGUGGAACUUGAAGAUAGAGAGACUGAUUCUGAUCUUUUGAAGGCAUUAGAGAACGUUGCUCCAGUGGCUUUAGGUGCAAAAUGGGAUGAAAAGAUGGAACUAGCUUUCCUUGCUAACAUUGGUCGUUACAGGCGAUAUAAAUUUGACAGUGUUCGAGACUUGUUGAGGGUCUUGAGAAACAAGCUAAAUCAUUUCAGGGAAUUGCCUCUAGAAAUCCAGGAACUAGUAGGACCUGUUCCGGAAGGAUUCAACGACUACUUUUCUAGUCGAUUCCCAAGGCUCUUGAUUGAAGUGUACAAAGUUAUCUGCAACUAUUGCAAGGAUGAUGAAUGUUUUCAAAGAUAUUUCAGAGACAUUUGAUUAAUGCAUUAGCUUUGUUCAGAUAGAUGACUUGAUAAUUUAUCAAAUGGAAAAGAACGGUUGGCUGCACCAUGGAGCAAAUUAUGUUCACAUUCAAAACCUCAAUCGGCAGUUUUUUCAAGACAUGUAAUGUUAUAUACAUACAUAUCUUGCCACUUGUCACUGAUCAAUCUAACCCUAAGUUACGAUGGAAUGCCAUAUGUUUAAUCCAGUGUUCAGAGGAUUCAACUACAUGUACAUGUAUAUUAUUAGUACAUUAUACAUGGCUAGGGACUGUAACCACCCUCUUAGUGAUAAAGGAACUGUAAAGUUCAAUGUAUUAAAAUUUCUCAUAUCAGAAACCUAAUUUGCCAAGGUUGUGUAUUAUCAGUUGCUAUGUUAUAAGAUGGAUGCCACAAUUUGUUCUUAGUCGCAUUUCAAACAAAACAAGAGAUCACAUUGAUUUGAAGUA